GACCCCUCGCACGGUCACAUUGCAAAGAAAUUGUAAUUUUAGAGAAUUAUGGAAAUAGUUGCUGCUUAUGUGUUGCAUAUUUCAGCAGUGCGCAACUUUUGAGCAGCGUUGCGAGUGAGUUAAAUCCUGGCAUCACCAAAUGCUAGGGUUAAAGCCCAGCAAAAUUGUUGAUAUGCAUACUUCCCCUGCAGACCACAAAAUCUGGCUUUAAGCGGCAAGGUCGUUUCUGUACAGCAGUAUGGAUGCGAAUGUAAAUCCCCUGGCCGUUAUCCUCGGUUACUUUGAUAGCAAGGGUGACCGUCUGCUCUACAGGUAUCCCUACCAGACACUAGGCCAAACGGAGGUGGCCAGCGAGGAGCAGCGCAAGUCCAGAAAGCGAAAUCCUUUUGCUGUGGCCCAUGUAGACGACCUACUGCAGGCGCCGACGCAGGGACAAGGACAACUACAGGGAUUCGCAGAUGAGGUGCUGUUGGCACUGUUUGCGGUGAAGCCGCAGCUUUGCAAUCAGAAGUUUGAGCUCAAGCUGAACGAUGUACGCUUUGUAAGCCACCCGACUCUGAUUCCUUCUUCAACCACGGCUGCUGCCAAAAAACAACAGAUGCUCAUCAACAUUGUGUUUGCUCUGCACGCCCAGGCCAGCUAUUCGAUCGUCAAGUGCUACCAUGAGCUGAGCAAGCGCCUGGGCCUGGCGUUAAAGUUCGAAGAGCAGCGCUGCGGCUACCUGACUGAGCAGACAGCGUUAAUGGCACGCACCCAUGACGAGCAGCAGCAACAGCCGCUGGAACGCACUCUUGAGCUAAUUGCGGAACGGUGCACCUUGGCGCAGGCUCUGCGCUCCAUCUUUCAUGAUCUGUGCACCACCGGGUUGCUGAGCACCUCGCUGAACGACAAUUUAACGCUCUGCUUCUGCCUGCCGGCCAAGGCCCAUCAGUUGCAUAAGAAGGGCAGCAUGGUGGACCCGGAGACUAUUGACCGCUGUUUAAGAGCGCUGAAGCCAUACCAUGGGAUGCUGCUACUGGUGGACUUUGCCGAGCUACUAGACUGCGUCCCACCGACGGGGGCACGUAUGCUGUGGCAGCUGGUCGAUGCUUACAACCCGUUGAUCAGCCUACAGAGCAUGGCCUCCAAUGCCGACCUGAGCAUCGAGCAUGUGUACAAGCUUGUGUCGCAUCUGGUGUAUUGGGCCAAGGCCACUAUCAUCUAUCCCCUCUGCGAAACGAAUGUCUAUGUGAUUGCUCCAGAUGCCCCGCUGCACACGAAGUCCCAUUUGGUGGAGAAGUUCUCGGCUCGCUUUGCCGGCAUGUCUCUGUUCGAGGUGAUCUCGGACUUUUCGCUGCCCACGUCCAUUGGCCAUUUGACGACGCCACUGCAGCAGCCGGCGCGGCAGGGAAUUCUCGCCCAAAUGGUUAUCUGGAUGCUGCAGCACCAUUUGCUCAUGCAGCUGCACACCUACGUUCAGUUCAUGCCCAGCGAGGACGAGUUCGGUGACUCUGCGUCUUGCAGCAAUCAGCUGCGUGAGGCCGCCAGCGACGACGAGGAUGCAGAAGAGGAGGAGGAUCAAGAGCAUGAUCCGGGCGGAUCAAUGCUGAGCAUGUCCAGCCAGCCACUGCCCGUUCCAACGGUUUCUAUCGGCAGCCAUCGACGUGACGUUUCCGAAGACCAAUCCUCGCUGGCCUCCGACAACAUAGUUGUGCAACCAUCUUCCAGCCAUAAAUCGAACUUCAGCAUCACAGCCUCGAUGAGCACGGAUAACUGCGACAGCCUGGACUCCAUGGAGGACGAACAAAAGCUUAAGGAGCUCCUGCAUGUGUUCAGCGAUGCCGAUCGAGCGGCCAUCCGUCGAAUUCCUGCCUCCGCCAAUGUCGACGAUCUGUCGCUGUUAGUGAAACUCUAUCAAAUGGGCUACUUUAAGAGCGAACACCACCUGGAGGAGAUCAUGUACUUUGAGAAUUUGCGGCGCUCCCAGCUGCUGCAGCUGCUGGACAAAUUUCGCGACGUGCUGAUCAUCUACGAGACCGAGGAUCCGGCAAUUGCCUCCAUGUACAACACCAAGUAGAUCGCUCAGCGAGUUCUGCAUUCCGCGCAAAGUAGUCUAUAUCUGUUAUACAUAUAUUAUU
This is a messenger RNA of Drosophila serrata, 2117 nucleotides long. It is a transcript of the gene Nprl3, whose product is annotated as GATOR complex protein Nprl3. Lineage: Eukaryota; Metazoa; Arthropoda; Insecta; Diptera; Drosophilidae. The record is from RefSeq and is a predicted model, not a curated record. Gene Ontology annotation, biological process: positive regulation of autophagy; cellular response to amino acid starvation; negative regulation of TORC1 signaling. Gene Ontology annotation, cellular component: GATOR1 complex.